This is a messenger RNA of Ostrinia nubilalis (European corn borer), 1277 nucleotides long. RefSeq names its product probable RNA methyltransferase CG11342. Gene Ontology annotation, molecular function: RNA methyltransferase activity; O-methyltransferase activity. Gene Ontology annotation, cellular component: cytoplasm. The transcript is spliced from 2 exons. Gene Ontology annotation, biological process: negative regulation of pre-miRNA processing. The coding region runs from base 479 to 1183 and encodes 234 amino acids. The record is from RefSeq and is a predicted model, not a curated record. Lineage: Eukaryota; Metazoa; Arthropoda; Insecta; Lepidoptera; Crambidae.
UAAAUUCAAACCCAUUUUUUUUAUUUCCCACUUUUGGGUACCAUAGUCAACAAGAAACCCUUACCUCCAUCUUUCUAUUAUAAACUAUGCAACGUUAGGUCGACUCUCGAUAUUUUAAUCAUUCGAUAUUUUGAUCGUUCGAUCAUUUGUAAAUUCGAUAUUCUGAACGUUAGAUAUUUUGGUCGUUCGAUGAAACGUGUUCGAUAUUUUGAUUUUCGAUCAUUUGUAAUUGUAAUUCGAUAUGGUGUAGGUAACCCGCAAAAAUGGAUCAUAAAAAAAUUAAAACGUCAACUGUCAUUACUGUCAAAGUUACUAAUAUAACCUCAAUUUGUUUUUUGUUUACUUUUUGCCAUUUAUUGUAUUUGCUGACGUACACUCGUUUCAAUAUUGUAGGUCAAUGGAGAUAGUACAGUGCACGAUAGAAUAGGAAAAUAACUAAACUAAUUAUUUAUUUAUUCCUUAGUUUAAUAUAAAAAAAAUGAAUGAACUACAGUUUCUUGGAAGUGACCCCGGAGCAGUAAAACAUGGUAACUUCAUAAAUUACUACUCAUUUCACAGCCCAGCACAGAGGAUAACAAACUUACAUGACAAUAUGUUUCCUGCCACAACUACCAAAGAACCAAUACUAUGCCUGGAUAUUGGUUGUAACACCGGAGAACUAACAAAGGAAUUGCAAGCUUAUAUUAAAAAAAUCUACACAGAAUCAGAUAUUUACUUUUUAGCUGUAGAUAUUGACCAAACCUUAAUUCAAAGAGCUAAGGAAACAAACCCUUGCCCUUACACUACAUAUGAAACCUUAAAUGUUAUGGAUGAAGCAGACCGUCAAGUAGUCAAGAAGUACCUAGAAGAUCAUGGGAAGCAAACAUUUGACAUAACAUUUUGUUUUUCUGUAACAAUGUGGAUUCAUCUAAACAAUGGUGAUGAAGGGCUAGAACAGUUUCUACAAUAUAUCAAAAGCAUUUCAACAACAAUAAUAAUUGAGCCACAACCAUGGAACUGCUAUAGAAAUGCUCAGAAAAGAAUCAAGAAGUCUGGAAGCACAUUUCCACUGUAUGAAACUUUAAAAAUAAGAAGCAAUGUUGAUUUAGAAAUUGAAAAUGUUAUGAUACAAAAUGGGCAUAAAAAAGUAUAUGAAUCUGGUAGCUCUUCUUGGAAUAGAAAAAUACAAAGUUAUACAAAAUAAUUUAUUUUAUUACUAUGUUUUCAUAUAAACUAUCUGUAAUAAAACUGAAAGGUGAUAAUGAUAAUUAUAAGGAUUUACAAAUUGUUUCUUACAA